Drosophila obscura is the source of this 721-nucleotide messenger RNA. RefSeq lists its product as uncharacterized. The record is from RefSeq and is a predicted model, not a curated record. NCBI's taxonomy places the organism in Eukaryota, Metazoa, Arthropoda, Insecta, Diptera, Drosophilidae. Bases 8 to 685 code for a protein of 225 amino acids. The transcript is spliced from 2 exons.
CAACAGAAUGAGAUCGCCAGCAGUCCUGCUCUUGUUCAUUGGCCUCAGCCAGGCCGAGCAUAAGGCCACCGACAAAGGUCCACACACUAACUGCACCUUGGAGGAGUUGCCAGUCUGCGGCUAUAAACCAUAUUCAGGCGGCCGUACCGUGUGCACCUUCCUCAACAUGUGCUUCUUUGACGAAUUUCUUUUAGCCACGAACAAAGAUUGGCGCUUGGAGAGCAACGAGCCCUGCCAGUGGCCGACAAGGGACUGCUAUCGAAUAAUGGAAGAAAUAGUAACUAAAACACCAAAAAUAACUACCCGAAAAAUGAAGAAGCAUCACAAGCAAGGAGCACACAAAAAUGCAACAAAGUUCCAUUCAAGGGGCCAAAAGCGUCACAGGACAACAGUCCAAGACACUCUGAAGAUGCAAAGCACAAGACGAACCACCGAAGAGACGAGUACAAGACGACAGUUAGUGGAGGUCACAGAGGAGCCGAAAGUCACGAAGGAUGCUAGUUGGCACUUAAAUCUAAGGAACAGGAAGCACUUCCUGACAGAACCGCCCAUGACCGUAAUUAGGGAUGGGAGGCAGUCCCAUACGAGAGGCAAGACUCAUCACAGGACAGAGUCCCAUCCAAGAGGCAAUAAUCAUGCCAAGAAACGAGAACAACAUGAUGUAAGGGAGACAUUGUUUGAAUAAAACCUACAUGGGUUCCGGGAAAUAUCUCUUGAUUCG